CUCCCUCUCAUUUGGACACCAAAACAGAAAAAGGCCAGCUGCUGGUGCCCUCUUGUACACCUGUCCCGUUAUCUAAUAUGCUCGAGAAGAAGGCCCGUCCAGGGUAUCGGAAAAUCAUCAAAUCGUCCGCCAAAACACUGAUCGUCGUCGAGGCCAUCCUUUUUGCGGUGUCCUACGCAGGGUGGUACCGUUUGAACACGAACCGAGAGUUCCGGCACUACGUGAAGGAGAACUAUCCGAGUGUACUGGAGGCGUACUAUCAACUCGGCGAAACGAUCAGCGGCGACACCUCGAUCCGUGCGUUCGACGAAGGGAUCUGGACGCAAGAGCAGCAGAGCAAGAAGCAGUGA
Messenger RNA from Anopheles aquasalis, 350 nucleotides. RefSeq lists its product as uncharacterized. The record is from RefSeq and is a predicted model, not a curated record. NCBI's taxonomy places the organism in Eukaryota, Metazoa, Arthropoda, Insecta, Diptera, Culicidae.